UGCGCCGCGGGCGGCUGCUACCCGGCCACCGGGACCCUGCUGGUGGGGCGAGCCCCCCGCCUGAGUGCCACCUCCACCUGCGGGCUGGAUGGGCCCCAGGAGUACUGCAUCGUCAGCCACCUCCAGGACUCGGAGAAAUGCUUCACCUGCGACUCGCGGGACCCGUCCCUGCCUGAGAGCCAUCGCAUCGAGAACGUCAUCUACCUGAGUGGCCCCCAUGGCCAGCGGACCUGGUGGCAGUCGGAAAAUGGCGUGGAGCAUGUCAGCAUCCGCCUGGAUCUGGAGGGCGAGUUCCACUUCACCCACCUCAUCAUGAAGUUUAAGACCUUCCGCCCUGCGGCCAUGCUGGUGGAGCGCUCGGCUGACUACGGGCGCAGCUGGAAGGUGUACCGCUACUUCGCCUACGACUGCGCCGCUGCCUUCCCCCACGUCCCCCGCGGGCCCCCGCGCCGCGUCGACGACGUCGUCUGCGAGUCACGCUACUCUGACAUCGAGCCCUCCACCGAGGGGGAGUUAUUCUCCGGGGUGCUGGACCCUGCCAUCCCCAUCCGGGACCCCUACAGCCCCGCCAUCCAGAACCUGCUGCGCGUCACCAACCUGCGGGUGAACCUCACCAAGCUGCACACGCUGGGGGACAACCUGCUGGACACGCGGCGGGAGAUCCAGGAGAAGUACUACUACUCGCUCUACGAGCUGGUGCUGCGCGGGAACUGCUUCUGCUACGGGCACGCCUCCGAGUGCGCCCCGCUCAGCGGGGUCCCCGCAACCACCAACGGCAUGGUGCACGGGCGCUGCGUCUGCAAGCACCACACGCAGGGGCUGAACUGCGAGCGCUGCGAGGACUUCUACCACGACCUGCCCUGGCGUCCGGCCGAGGGCUCCAGCACCAACCCCCUCAGCGGCGAGUGCCUCUGCAAGCGGCUGGUGACUGGGCGCAGCUGUGACCAGUGCCUGCCCGAGCACUGGGGGCUGAGCCACGACCUCCCGGGCUGCCGGCCGUGCGACUGCGACGUGGGAGGUGCCCGCAACAACCUGUGUGCCAUGGAGACGGGGCAGUGCCAGUGCCGCAGCCAUCUGGUGGGACGACAGUGCGGCCAGGUGGAGCCCGGCUUCUACCGCGUCGACCUGGACCAUUACACCUACGAGGCUGAGGAUGCUCGGCUGCAUCAGGGUUCGGUGGUGGAGCGCGAGCCUCCCACGGACCACCCGGCUUCGUGGACAGGGACGGGCUUUGCCCGCGUGCUGGAAGGCAGCUGGAUAGAGUUUCACAUGAGCAACGUGCCUUUCUCCACCGAGUACGACGUGAUCAUCCGCUACGAGCCCCAGCACCCGGAGCCCUGGCAGGAGGUGAGGGUGAGGGUGCUGCUGCCCAGCGCCAUCUCCGCCAGCAGCCCUUGUGGAAACACCAUCCCAGCCGACGACCAGCUCUCCACCAGCCUCCCCUCCGGUGCCAGGUACGUGGUGCUGCCCCAGCCCGUCUGCCUGGAGCAGGGCUGCUCCUACACCCUGCGCCUGGAGCUGGGCUGUGCCACUGCUCGGCGGGAUCCCACCACCAGCGUGCUCAUCGACUCGCUGGUGCUCCUGCCCCGUUACUCCUCGCUGGAGAUGUUCAUCGCGGGCGACCCCGGCUCCAUGGAGCGCCGGGAAACCUUCGAGCGGUACCGCUGCGCCCAGCCCUUCCACGCCGCGGGGCCGAAGACUCUGUCCCCACCCCAUCCUUAUCCCAUCUCUGUCCUGACCCUGUCCCAACUCUAUCCCAUCCUCAUCGGUUGCUCCUGCAAUGCGCUGGGCACCGACGCCAGCACCUGUGGGCCCCAGCAGUGCCAGUGCGACGGGCACAGCGGGCAGUGCCACUGCCUGCCCCACGUGGAGGGCCAGAGCUGCGACCGCUGCAGCCCCAACUUCUGGAACCUGGGCAGCGGGCAGGGCUGCCAGCCCUGCGCCUCUAGUUCCUUGCCAGAGAGUUUGACCACAGAGAGUCGCCAAGAUAGCUGGGCCAGGAAGAAAACGUCGCACCCCUGA
Messenger RNA from Opisthocomus hoazin, 2022 nucleotides. The record is from RefSeq and is a predicted model, not a curated record. Lineage: Eukaryota; Metazoa; Chordata; Aves; Opisthocomiformes; Opisthocomidae.